UUUCACUAGUGACGAUAUUCCUGUGGGUUUGGCUUUGAUUACUGUAAUAUUUAAACUGCAGCGAUGACCAACCCUUUCUGAUUAAGGUGGAUACCUUGAUAUCAAUCAGAGUCUCUGACCAGACACCAUGGACGAGGAUUUUCCAUCAGACGCAGUGGGCAGACGUGUGACUUGUGACGGGGAACGGGGCACGGUUAGGUUUUUUGGUACUGUACCCCCAACUACAGGUGUAUGGCUUGGUGUGGAGUGGGACAACCCUGACCGAGGCAAACACGAUGGUAGCCAUGAAGGUGUCCGCUACUUUACAUGCAGGCAACCAAAGGGUGGCUCCUUUGUACGUCCCAGGAAGGCCAGCUUCGGAGUGGACUACUUGACAGCUGUUAAGAGGCGUUACGAGAUUGAGGUCCAACAGGUCUUGGAGGAGGAGUACCAGAUCUCCACAAAGAAGGUAGAGAUGGUUGGCUUUGAAGAUGUCUCAAAGAAACAGAGGGUGGAAAAGCUCACGGAGGUUGCCCUGAGGAUGUGCGAUGUUUCCAGCCCGGGCCCUGCAAACGAAAUACGAAAAACAACUCCCCACGUGCUGAUGCUGGACCUCUGUGCAAAUUUGCUCUGCAGCUGGGAUGAUGUGGCAGCCAUUACAGAGCAGAUGGAGAAUCUCAAAGAACUUUUACUAAGCUACAACAGGCUGCGCGUGCCCUCUGAUCCAUUGGCACGACUUCGUUCCUUCCCCUGCCUCAGGGUGCUCUCCCUCACCAGCUGUGCCCUAACAUGGCCUCAGCUACUUGAGUGCGCCCCCAUGUGGCCGCAGUUGGAAGAGCUCUAUGCAUCUAUGAAUGACAUCACUGAACUGCAGAAGCCAAAUCAUGUUUUGCAGUCCCUGAAAGUUUUGGAUCUGUCCAGUAACCCUUUGGUCGAUAGAGCUGUACUGAACCUCGCAGACCUUCCACGAUUGGAGAACCUAAACAUAUCUAAGACGGGUUUGUCAACCUUGUGCUUUGAUGAUGCACUGCCAGGUUGCAAAACUGAAAUGUUUCCUGCCCUGAAGAUUCUUGCACUCCAUAGCAACAACAUUUCAGAGUGGCGGGUGAUAAACGAGCUGGAAAAGUUGCAGAACCUGGUCCAGUUGUCAUGUCGGCAGAACCCCCUGCUGAGUCGGGAGAGGAACCCAAACACUGCGACGCAGCAGCUCAUCGCCAGGGUGGCCCAGCUGGAGGUCAUCGACAGGUGCACGGUCUUGCCCGAGGACCGAAAAGGUGCAGAGCUGGACUACCGGAAGAUGUUUGGGCUAGAGUGGCUGGCGUCCGGGGGGCACCAAGACCCCCUGCAGAACCGCCCCAGUGCCGAAUUCACCGCACAGCACCCCCGUUAUCAGAGACUAGUACAGAAAUACGGUGCUCCAGAAGAUGGUGAACUAAAGAAGCAGGAACCAUUUGCACUGAAAAAUCAGCUUAUAAGCAUAACAUUUGUUUGUCCGGAUGAGACAGACCAAAAACCAGUGGUUAAGAAACUCCCAGAUUCCAUGAUUGUUCAGAAAGUGAAGGGGCUACUCUACAGGCUGCUGAAGAUACGUGGUGCAGAGUUGAAACUCACCUACACAAGUUCAAAGAUGGAGGGCAAAGAGAUUGAGAUUGACAACGACCUGAAACCACUGCAGUUUUACUCCAUUGAAGACGGUGACAAGGUCCUUGUCCGGUGGGUGUGAUUCACAAUGGCCAGCAUCGGUAGUUGAGGCAACGUUCGGAAAACUGUAUAUGGAAAAUGUAUAAAAGCUAAAGCUGUGAUGAAAACACUCCCUAUUUAGGCAUAAAUUCACCAAUCAACAUUUUGAAGAAACAGGCUUGUUCUUAUAGGGCAUGAAAUGGACGAUAACUCUCUACAAUAGAUGGGAACUUCUGAACUUGUUCAAUGAGAUUAAUUUAUUGUUUAAAAGGGAAAACUAGGAGAAGUUUAGGCCCAGAAUGACUAGACUUUUCCAUCCAUGAGGCAUAGUGCCUUUUAUUGCUUGGCCUUCAGUGAAUUAGCAAUGGUUGGGGUCAGUUCCAGCUACAUUUAAAGUUUAGUCAAUUCACAAAGUAUACAAAUAUUCUAAUUCUCUUCAAUCCUUCCCAAUUAUGAAACAUUUCAAGUUGGAGAUCGAUAUACUUUUUGAAUGAAGUGGAAUGUCACUGUAAUAUACCCAAACCCUGGAAUUGGUAGCCGAUGUGGUAUCAGGAGGUGAACUUAAGAUGCUCUAGCAAAAAUUGCUCACAAUAUGCAUUGUCCCAGCAUAGAAGUGAUGAAGUCUGAUGUAAGACCAGGAGGAAUAAGCAGAUGUAAGCGUCUUUUUUUCACCUAAAAAUAAGGCUAAGAACUGUACUUGUAUUUAGUUUGACUUCACCAUGAUCAGACUGGUUUAAUGAAGCUACAUUUUUGGCAAGGUCAUCUGACUUAGUAAUUAAAUUAUACACUUGAAACAAUUUUGUUGGUUUGAAAACACCUUGGAAUAGAAAACACUGCAGUAUGUUGGCUUUCUGUCUCUGUUCCAGACCGUACAUCCCAAGCCUGCUUAAACUACUCCGAUCAAUAUAAAUAGGACUGUCUUUUCCUUAAGUUAUCUAUGUUGAGUUUGGUUGUAGCUUGCCCAAUGUUCUGGGUAGCACUAUCUUGGCUCAUUGUUGAAAAUAUUUAUUUGAUCCAAAUCUGUUUAUUCCAUUAGCUUGUACAACAAUGUUGUUUUUAAUUACAUUACUUUGUACUAAAUAAAGGUGCAUAAUUGUUGUCA
This is a messenger RNA of Esox lucius (northern pike), 2761 nucleotides long. It is a transcript of the gene tbce, whose product is annotated as tubulin folding cofactor E. Lineage: Eukaryota; Metazoa; Chordata; Actinopteri; Esociformes; Esocidae. The transcript has 17 exons. Bases 128 to 1702 code for a protein of 524 amino acids. The record is from RefSeq and is a predicted model, not a curated record.